UAAUGCCCAGCGGCCCGCCCGGUCCCGGUCGUCUUCGGAUGUGACGGCUGAGACAUGAGAUCUUCAGCCUCCAGGCUCUCCAGUUUUUCCUCGCGAGAUUCGCUAUGGAAUCGGAUGCCGGACCAGAUCUCCGUGUCCGAGUUCAUCGCCGAGACCACCGAGGACUACAACUCGCCCACCACGUCCAGCUUCACCACGCGGCUGCACAACUGCAGGAACACCGUCACGCUGCUGGAGGAGGCUCUAGACCAAGAUAGAACAGCCCUACAGAAAGUGAAGAAAUCUGUGAAAGCAAUAUAUAAUUCUGGUCAAGACCAUGUACAAAAUGAAGAAAACUAUGCACAAGUCCUGGAUAAGUUUGGGAGUAAUUUUUUAAGUCGAGACAACCCUGACCUUGGCACUGCUUUUGUCAAGUUUUCUACUCUUACAAAGGAGCUGUCCACACUGCUGAAAAAUCUGCUGCAGGGUCUGAGCCACAAUGUGGUCUUCACCUUGGAUUCCCUGUUAAAAGGAGACCUAAAGGGAGUCAAAGGGGAUCUCAAGAAGCCAUUUGACAAAGCCUGGAAAGAUUAUGAGACAAAGUUUACAAAAAUCGAGAAGGAGAAAAGAGAGCACGCAAAGCAGCAUGGGAUGAUCCGCACCGAGAUAACGGGAGCCGAGAUUGCGGAAGAGAUGGAGAAGGAGCGGCGCCUCUUCCAGCUGCAGAUGUGUGAGUAUCUUAUUAAAGUGAAUGAAAUCAAGACCAAAAAGGGGGUGGAUCUGCUGCAGAACCUUAUCAAGUAUUAUCACGCACAGUGCAAUUUCUUUCAAGAUGGCUUGAAAACAGCUGAUAAACUGAAACAGUACAUUGAAAAGCUGGCUGCUGACUUGUAUAAUAUAAAACAGACCCAGGAUGAAGAAAAGAAACAGCUAACUGCACUUCGAGACUUAAUAAAGUCGUCCCUGCAGCUUGAUCAGAAAGAAGUAGGUGGUUUAUAUGUUCCCAGCAGGGCCAACAGUUCUAGGAGAGACUCUCAGAGCCGGCAAGGUGGGUACAGCAUGCAUCAGCUCCAGGGCAAUAAGGAAUAUGGCAGUGAAAAGAAGGGGUACCUGCUAAAGAAAAGUGACGGGAUCCGGAAAGUGUGGCAGAGAAGGAAGUGUGCUGUCAAGAACGGGAUCCUGACCAUCUCCCACGCGACAUCUAACAGGCAGCCCGCUAAGUUGAACCUUCUCACCUGCCAGGUGAAACCAAAUGCUGAGGAUAAGAAGUCUUUUGACCUGAUAUCACAUAAUAGGACAUAUCACUUUCAAGCAGAAGAUGAGCAGGAUUACGUCGCGUGGAUAUCAGUGUUGACGAAUAGCAAAGAGGAGGCCCUGACCAUGGCCUUCCGUGGCGAGCAGAGCACAGGAGAAAACAGCUUGGAGGAUCUGACGAAAGCCAUCAUCGAAGAUGUCCAGCGACUCCCUGGGAAUGAUGUGUGCUGUGACUGUGGCUCUUCAGAACCCACGUGGCUUUCAACCAAUCUGGGUAUUUUGACCUGUAUAGAAUGUUCCGGAAUCCAUAGAGAAAUGGGGGUUCAUAUUUCUCGAAUUCAGUCUUUGGAAUUAGACAAAUUAGGAACUUCUGAACUCUUGCUGGCCAAGAAUGUAGGAAACAAUAGUUUUAAUGAUAUUAUGGAAGCAAACUUACCCAGCCCUUCACCAAAACCUACUCCUUCAAGUGAUAUGACUGUCCGAAAAGAGUACAUCACUGCGAAGUAUGUGGACCACAGGUUCUCAAGGAAAACCUGCUCCUCUUCAUCAGCGAAGCUCAAUGAAUUGCUCGAGGCCGUCAAGUCCAGGGAUUUACUUGCACUAAUACAAGUCUAUGCAGAGGGCGUGGAGCUAAUGGAGCCGCUGCUGGAACCUGGACAGGAGCUCGGGGAGACCGCUCUGCAUCUUGCUGUCCGAACCGCAGACCACACAUCUCUCCAUUUGGUUGACUUCCUUGUACAAAACUGUGGGAACCUGGAUAAGCAGACGUCGGUGGGCAAUACCGCGCUGCACUACUGCAGCAUGCACAGCAAGCCUGAGUGUCUGAAGCUGCUGCUCAGAAGCAAGCCCACCGUGGGCAUCGUUAACCAAAACGGGGAAACGGCCUUGGACAUAGCAAAGAGACUAAAAGCUACCCAGUGUGAAGAUCUGCUUUCCCAAGCUAAAUCUGGAAAGUUCAACCCACACGUUCACGUAGAAUAUGAGUGGAAUCUUCGACAGGAGGAGAUGGAUGAAAGUGACGACGAUCUGGAUGACAAACCAAGCCCCGUCAAGAAAGAGCGCUCGCCCAGACCCCAGAGCUUUUGCCACUCCUCCAGCAUCUCGCCGCAGGACAAGCUGUCGCUGCCGGGGUUCGGCACUCCGCGGGACAAGCAGCGGCUCUCCUACGGCGCCUUCACCAACCAGAUCUUCGUCUCCACAAGUACAGACUCGCCUACAUCGCCCACCACAGAGGCGCCCCCACUGCCUCCCAGGAACGCUGGGAAAGGUCCUCCUGGCCCACCUUCAACACUCCCUCUAAGCACCCAGACCUCUAGUGGCAGCUCCACCCUGUCCAAGAAGAGGCCUCCUCCCCCACCACCCGGACACAAGAGAACCCUGUCUGACCCUCCCAGCCCACUACCUCAUGGGCCCCAAAACAAAGGCGCAAUUCCUUGGGGUAAUGACAUAGGCCCUUCAUCUUCGAGUAAGGCUGCAAACAAGUUUGAGGGGUUGUCUCAGCAGGCGAGCACCAGUUCUGCAAAGACUGCCCUUGGCCCAAGAGUGCUUCCUAAACUACCUCAGAAAGUGGCGCUAAGGAAAACAGAAACAAGCCAUCAUCUCUCCCUAGACAAAACUAACGCCCCACCUGAGACUUUUCAGAAAUCAUCACAGCUAGCAGAGUUACCCCAAAAGCCACCACCCGGAGACCUGCCCCCAAAACCCACCGAACUGGCCCCAAAGCCCCAAAUUGGAGAUUUGCCACCUAAGCCUGGAGAACUGCCCCCCAAGCCCCAGGACUUGCCCCCCAAGCCACAGCUGUCAGACUUGCCUCCCAAGCCGCAGAUGAAGGACUUGCCUCCCAAACCCCAACUGGGAGACCUGCUGGCAAAGUCCCAGGCUGGGGAGGUCUCGCCCAAGGCUCAGCCCACCUCAGAGGUCACACAGAAGUCAUACCCAGGGGACCUCUCCCCAAAUGUGCAGUCCAGAGAUGCCAUCCAGAAGCAAGCGUCUGAGGACUCCAACGACUUCACACCCCCGCUGCCAGAGACCCCCGUUCCACUGCCCAGAAAAAUGAAUACGGGGAAGAAUAAAGUGAGGCGUGUGAAGACGAUAUACGACUGCCAGGCUGACAAUGACGACGAGCUCACGUUCACGGAGGGAGAAGUGAUCGUUGUCACAGGGGAAGAGGACCAGGAGUGGUGGAUUGGGCACAUCGAGGGACAGCCUGAAAGGAAGGGCGUCUUCCCAGUGUCCUUUGUCCACAUCCUGUCUGACUAGUGAGGGCGGCCAUCAGACUGUCUGCGCCCUUCACGCAGACCGCGCCUCCACGUGCACUCCGUGUAUACAGCUGCUGCUCCCGAGCAGGCCACUCAGGAGGGAAUCUAGUAUGUGUUGUAAAUAUCCUGUGGUCUUCUGCCCUCGCCAGUAUUAGGGUAGCCUUGGGACCCGGCGCGCCUUACUGGUCUGCCAAAGCCACCCAUGGCAUCUAGCACUUACCGCUCUAUCUAUGCUAUUUUACAAGCAAACAGAACAGGUGGAUAGGAACUGCUGGCUUUGCAAGCAGCCGCUGGAGGGCACAGAACUGACUGUCCUGACAGUGCAGUAUUCCCAAUAGUGUUACUGAAGAUGCACAGCAGAGGCGGGUUCUGCUCUCCGUGUGGAACUUGUAGCUAGCUCCAUGGCAGACCAGCCUGCAGGUGUCUGUGUGCACAGUUUACAGCUACGGAACCUUCUUUGGUAUUUAUUACAGAAAAGUGCUCAGUUUAAUGUAAGUGUGACUCCUUCAGCAAAUACUCACCCACCCAAAACUCUGUGGCAUUUUACAAUGCUCACGGCUUCAUGCAAGCUUAGGCAAGUGGAUCUGUCCUAUCUUAUGAGUGCCCGCCCCUGAGAUAUUACCUCAUUAUGCAAAAAUAACAUAUCCUUCCUGACUUCUGAUAAGUUUAAAACCACGUCUGAUGAAGUUCAACUUUCAGGAACCAAGGACCACCAGAACAUAUUUGCCUCUACGUUAUGCAUGCGUCUAGAAGCUUACCUGAAUACUGCCUUUUAUAAAGGAAUAAACAGUAUGAAUAAGUGAACUGUACAUUUUUUAAACUUGGUUGCCAUUAAAGCAGAAAUUAUAAGGUUGCAACAAUA
This is a messenger RNA of Jaculus jaculus (lesser Egyptian jerboa), 4353 nucleotides long. It is a transcript of the gene Asap1, whose product is annotated as ArfGAP with SH3 domain, ankyrin repeat and PH domain 1. Gene Ontology annotation, cellular component: cytoplasm. Lineage: Eukaryota; Metazoa; Chordata; Mammalia; Rodentia; Dipodidae. The record is from RefSeq and is a predicted model, not a curated record. Gene Ontology annotation, molecular function: protein binding; GTPase activator activity. The transcript has 31 exons. The coding region runs from base 55 to 3492 and encodes 1145 amino acids. Gene Ontology annotation, biological process: positive regulation of GTPase activity.